Molecule: messenger RNA, 3120 nt
Organism: Sinocyclocheilus grahami
Lineage: Eukaryota; Metazoa; Chordata; Actinopteri; Cypriniformes; Cyprinidae
Product: myosin-binding protein C, cardiac-type-like
Exons: 28
Coding region: 1-3120 (1039 amino acids)
Biological process (GO): sarcomere organization; ventricular cardiac muscle tissue morphogenesis
Cellular component (GO): M band
Molecular function (GO): myosin heavy chain binding
Source: RefSeq, a predicted model, not a curated record
AUGCCAGAGCCAACUAAAAAAACAGUGAAGGAAGCACAAAAAGCUAUAUCCCCAGACCCUGCUGUUGCAGAACCUAAGCCUGAAGAACCUAAAGAGGCUCCACCAGCACCUACUGGAAGCUCAGCCUCGGACACCAGUGGAACCGUGUCAGAUGGCUCAGCAACUGAAGGUCUGCUUGAGAGUCAUCAGCCUGACACAAGGCAGGACCUUACUGGUCUCUUCACUGAAAAGCCUCAAAGUGGGGAGGUAAAUGUAGGUGAGAACAUUACUUUAGUUGCUCGGGUGUGUGGUGAAUCUCUGCUGAAGAAGCCCACAGUAAAAUGGUUCAAAGGAAAGUGGAUGGAUCUGGCCAGCAAGUCAGGAAAGCACCUGCAACUCAAAGAGCACUAUGACCGCAACUCUAAGGUGUACACCUUCGAGAUGCAUAUCAUUGCAGCUAAAGCCAACUUUGCUGGAGGUUAUCGUUGUGAGGUCUCCUCUAGAGACAAGUUUGACAGCUGCAAUUUUGACCUGGUAGUACAUGAGGCACGUACAACAGAUGGGUUUGAUAUUCGCACUGCAUUUAGACGCACUAGCACAGAUGCAGGUGAAGACUCAGGAGAACUGGACUUCAGUGCUUUACUGAAAAAGAGAGAAGCUGUUCAUGUGAGCACAGAGCCUGAGGUAGACGUAUGGGAAAUCCUCCAGAAAGCUCCACCAUCAGCGUAUGAAAAGAUUGCUUUCCAGUAUGGAAUCACAGACCUGCGGGGGAUGCUUAAGAGACUCAAAAAAAUGAAAAAAGAAGAGAAGAAAAGUGCAGCAUUUCUGAGGAAGCUGGACCCAGCCUACCAAGUCGAAAAGGGACACAAGAUCAAACUGCAAAUUGAAGUGGCCAAUUCAGAUGCAGAGGUUAAAUGGCUAAAAAAUGGACAAGAGAUACACCCAACUGGAAGCAAGUACAUCUUUGAGAGUGUAGGCAACAAACGCUUCCUCACUAUCAACAACUGUACUCUGGCAGAUGAUGCUGCUUAUACCUGCAUGAUUGGAGAUGAGAAGACCUUCACUGAGCUCUUUGUUAAAGAGCCUCCUGUUCUGAUCGUACGUAACCUAGAGGAUCAGAUGGUUAUGAAGGGAGAACGAGUAGAGUUUGAGUGUGAAGUGUCUGAAGAGGGGGCUCAAGUCAAAUGGGAGAAAGAUGGAGUGGAACUUACCCGAGAUGAGUCCUUUAAAUAUCGCUUCAAGAAAGAUGGAUGUAAGCAUGUCCUUAUCAUUAACGAUGUGACCAAGGAGGACUGUGGCCACUACAGAGUGAAAACCAAUGGAGGGCAAUCAUUAGCAGAGCUCAUGGUUCAGGAGAAACAGCUAGAGGUCUAUCAAAACAUUGCUGACCUGACGGUGAAGGCCAAAGACCAGGCUGUGUUCAAAUGUGAAGUUUCUGAUGAGAAUGUGAAAGGCAUCUGGUACAAAAAUGGAGUGGAGGUGAAACCUGAUGCCAGAACUCAUAUCACACACAUUGGCAGGAUUCAUAAACUGACCAUUGAUGAGGUAAAGCCAGAGGAUGAGGGUGACUACACCUUCGUUCCUGAGGGCUAUGCCUUCAAUCUCUCUGCCAAGCUCAACUUUUUAGAGGUCAAGAUUGACUUUGUUCCUCGCCAAGAUCCUCCCAAGAUUCAUCUGGACUGCAUGGGCCGCACCGCUGAGUCCACAAUCUUGGUUGUGGCUGGAAACAAACUGCGACUAGAUGUACCAAUUACUGGAGAUCCUGCCCCCACUGUGGUUUGGACAAAAGGAGAAAAGGGUAGCUUUAAGGAGGGAGAGUCACGACCUGAACCAAGGCAUAUAUGGACAGCGAAGAACGGUGAAGUGCUGACAGACUCAGAUGGGCGUGUCCAUGUGGAGAGUACCAAAGGCCAUUGUAUCUUUACCAUUGAGGGGGCGGAGCGUCAGGAUGAGGGCGUGUACUCUGUCAUUGUACGCAAUCCUGCUGGAGAGGAUACAGCUGACAUUAAUGUCAAAGUUGUUGAUGUGCCAGACCCACCUGAAGCUCCUAGAAUCCUUAGUGUCGGUGAAGAUUCAUGCGUUGUUCAAUGGGACCCCCCACUCUUUGAUGGUGGCCAGCCAGUCAUAGGUUACGUUCUUGAAAGGAAGAAGACAAAGAGCUAUAGAUGGAUGAGACUCAAUUUUGAUCCUUAUAAAGAGACCACAUAUGAAGCCAAGAGAAUGAUUGAGGGUGUAGCCUACGAAAUGCGUGUAUACGCAGUAAACACCAUCGGCAUGUCACGCCCCAGUGCUGCCUCCCAACCAUUUGUGCCAGUUGCUCCGACCAGCGAGCCCACUGGCCUGUGUGUGGAUGACAUCAGCGAUACCACCAUCUCUCUGAAAUGGAGGGCUCCAGAGAGGAUAGGCUCAGCUGAACUCGAAGGCUAUGGGGUUGAGUACUGCAAAGAAGGCUCUGAUGAAUGGAUUCCUGCAUUUUCGGGUCUCACAGAAAGAACCACUGUGAUCGUCCAUGACCUGCCAACUGGAGAGAAGAUGCAGUUCCGCGUGAGGGCUUAUAACAUGGCAGGCCCAAGCCUUCCUGCCACAUUGCAACAAGCAGUCACCAUCCGUGAAAUCAUGCAGCGUCCCAAAAUCUGGCUCCCCCGUAACCUCCGCCAGACACUCAUCAAGAAAGUAGGAGAAAUGAUUAACCUGGUAAUCCCCUUCCAGGGUAAACCACGACCUCAAGUGACCUGGACAAAGAACGACGAGCUUCUGGACCCUAAGCAGGUCAGCAUACGAAACAGCGACACUGAUACCAUCCUCUUCAUCAGGAGAUCUGAGAGAAAGGAUUCUGGGAAGUAUGAAGUUCAAGUGCAAAUUGAGAAUGUGGAGGACAGGGCCAGUGUGAAUAUACAGAUUGUUGACCUGCCAGGCCCACCCCAAAAUUUAAAGGUGAUAGAUGUUUGGGGUUUCAACGUUGCCCUGGAGUGGAAACCACCCAAGGAUAAUGGCAACUGCGACAUCACAGGCUACACCAUCCAGAAGGCUGAUAAGAAAACCAUGAGCAGCAGGCAGGAAGACACCGGAUUAUCAGGUUUCACAGGACAAUCUCAAUCAGAAAUCGGAGAUGCUCUGCUGCUAAAUAUAAAAGCACUUUAG